Molecule: messenger RNA, 675 nt
Organism: Lolium perenne
Lineage: Eukaryota; Viridiplantae; Streptophyta; Magnoliopsida; Poales; Poaceae
Source: RefSeq, a predicted model, not a curated record
AUGGUGAAUGUCGAUUUCGCUAUCCUCGGCAGCUUCCGUGAUGCUACGGAGCAAGGAAAGGACUCAUAUCCUAUCUAUAGGAGGAGGCAUGAUGGUCGCCGUGUGAAGGUCAGAGGAGCUGAGCUGGAUAAUAGGUGGGUUGUCCCAUACAACCCUGGUCUCCUUAUGAUGUAUAAUUGUCACAUCAAUGUUGAAGCUUGCUCUAGCAUCAAGGCAGUGAAAUACUUAUUCAAAUACAUCUAUAAAGGACAUGAUCGUGUUUCAUUCUCAGUUGAUCCAGCAGCAGAUACAGAUGGUGGAGUAAUCAAUGAGAUUAAACAGUAUAGAGAUGCUAGGUUCGUGGGGCCACCGGAGUCUAUCCACAGGAUUUGCGCUUUUCCAAUGUACGGUGUCUCUCCCUCGGUUCUCCAACUUCAACUUCAUUUGGAAAAUAUGCAGUCUGUCACAUUCAAGGAGGGUGAUAAUCUAGAGGAUGUUAUCAGUCGGGAUUCUUCUUCCAACACCAUGCUCACUCAAUAUUUCAAGAUGAACAAGGUGGACCCUUAUGCGAGGAACUUCUUGUACAAAGAGUUCCCAGAAUUUUAUCGUUGGAUUAAGUGUAAGAAGAUAUGGCGGAUAAGAAAACUAAAGGGCCGGGGGCAGAUUGGGAGAAUUGUGUAUGCAAAUCCUGCUUGA